Messenger RNA from Monoraphidium neglectum, 2022 nucleotides. RefSeq names its product DNA repair and recombination protein RAD54B. Gene Ontology annotation, cellular component: nucleus. Gene Ontology annotation, molecular function: ATP binding; DNA translocase activity; ATP-dependent chromatin remodeler activity. The transcript is spliced from 19 exons. NCBI's taxonomy places the organism in Eukaryota, Viridiplantae, Chlorophyta, Chlorophyceae, Sphaeropleales, Selenastraceae. Gene Ontology annotation, biological process: reciprocal meiotic recombination; double-strand break repair via homologous recombination. The record is from RefSeq and is a predicted model, not a curated record. Bases 1 to 2022 code for a protein of 673 amino acids.
AUGGUCCGCCACGGCCCCGCCGCCGCUGGCCGCGGCCGCGGCGGCGUUGGAGGCGCGGGGGGCGGCGCCGGCGCGUCGCCCGCGCCGCUGUAUGACCCGACCCACCCUGAUGCGGUGCUGCUCAACGGCGAGCAGUGGGCGGGCGGCGAGGGGCGGCUGCGCAGCGGGCGGGCGGUGGUGCCCGUGGUGGUGGACCCCUACCUAUCGCGGCACCUGCGGCCCCACCAGCGCGAGGGCGUCCGCUGGAUGUACGAGGUCGUCAUGGGGCUGAGGGCACCCGACAGAUCUGGAGGCAUCCUGGCUGACGAGAUGGGCCUGGGCAAGACCCUCCAGACACUGGCGCUGAUCUGGACGCUCAUGAGGCAGGGGCCAGAGGGCGUGCCUGUUGUGCGCAAGACGGUGGUUGUGGCCCCGGCCACACUGGUGAACAACUGGGGGGCUGAGAUCAAGAAGUGGAUGGGGGUCGAGCGCAUGAGGGCCAUGGCGCUCAGCAGUCAGGGGGCAGCUGCGGAGCAGCAGGUGAAGGACUUCCGCCUUGGCAGCGUGUGGAGCGUGCUGCUGGCCAGCUACGAGAGCAUGCGGCGCUUCGGCGGGGAACUGGCGGGGUGCUGCGACCUGCUGAUCUGCGACGAGGGCCACAGGCGCGUUUUUUUUGGGAGGGGGUGGCGCUUGGGGAUGGGCUACGGAUUAUGGCUCAAGUCAGCGGGCGGCAACAAGACCAUCGCGGGGCUGCAGGCGCUCAACUGCGCGCGGCGCAUGGUGCUGACUGGGACACCGGUGCAGAACAACCUGGAGGAGUUCUACGCAUUGCUGUCUUUUGCAACACCAGGCGUGCUGGGGCCCAUGGCCACCUUUAAGCGCGUUUACGCAGACCCGAUAUCGCGGUCUCGUGACAAGGACGCCUCCCAGGCGGACAGAGAGCUGGGGGCGGCGCGUGCGGCCGAGCUGCAGCAGCAGGCGGGGGGCUACGUUCUGCGCCGCACGCAGGACGUCCUCACUCGCCACCUGCCGCCGCUGCAGACCUUCACGGUCUUUGUGCGCCCCUCGGAGCUGCAGGUCGCUGUGUACCGGGCUGUGCUCAAGAGCCCUGCCAUGACUCAGCUGCUGUACGGCAGCGGCGCUGGCGCCGACGGCGAGGGUGUGCUGCCGGCCAUCACCGUCCUCAGGAAGCUCUGCAACCACCCUCGCCUGCUACUGGCGCCCGCUGGCGGCGGCAAUGCCAGCGGGGCCAGCAGCGGCACCGCCGCGGCCGCCACAGCCGCCCUGCAGCAGGCGCUCGGCGCCGCCGAGGCGCCGGCGCAGCCUAUGGGCCAGCAGCAGCAGCAGCCGGCAGCGGAGGCUGCGGCCCCCCAGCAGCACGCGGCGCUGGACGCGGUGGGGGCGUCCGGCAAGCUGCGGUGCCUUGAGGCCCUGCUGGCGCGGGUGCUGGGCGCCGGCUGCCGCGCGGUGGUGGUGUCCACCAGCACCGCCACCCUGGACAUGGUGGACGCCAUGCUAUGCAGGCCACAGGGGCCGCCCUCGUCGCGCGACACGACCGCCCUCGCCUCCACGCCCGCACGCAGCUGGGCGACAGCGCGCAUCGACGGGGGCACCGGCGUUGACGAGCGCCAGUCCGUGGUUGACGGGUUUAACCAGCGCGGGGUGGGGCGCGUCUUCCUGCUGUCCACGCGCGCGGGCGGUGCCGGGCUCAACCUGGUGGGGGCCAACCACCUCGUGCUGUUCGACAGCGCCCCUGCCUCCAUCAUCCCCCUGCUCCUGCCCUUCUCGCUGCCCGUCGCCAUGGACCGGCAGGCGAUGGCGCGCAUCUGGCGUGACGGGCAGCGCCUGCCGUGCUUUGUGUACCGCCUACUCACGACGGGCACUAUCGAGGAGAAGAUCUACCAGCGCCAGAUCAUGAAGUCUGACCUGGCGCUGGUGACCAUGGAGGAGGGCGGGUCAAGGGGGGGCGGCGGCAAGGGCCUGAGCCAGGCGGAGCUCAAGCAGCUCUUCAGGCUGCAGGUGAGGGGGCGUGACGGUGGGUGA